Pocillopora meandrina is the source of this 8774-nucleotide messenger RNA. Lineage: Eukaryota; Metazoa; Cnidaria; Anthozoa; Scleractinia; Pocilloporidae. The record is from the annotation of a GenBank genome assembly.
AUGGCGGAGGACAGGGAGGUAUUACGAUACAUAUGGGACGGAAGAUUACCUGUCUGUUUUAAUUUAAGUUCAGAUGAGGUGGUUACCGUAGAACAGCCAGAUCCUUACUACGUAAGUAUUGUUUUACCCUAUAUAAAUUGAGGUGGUUUAAGUGCCAAGUUGAAUGCAUUGAGCUGUUUUAGCAGUGAGUUAUUUCUCUUCAGUGUAAUUUCUUCAUAGCAGUCGGAAACAUUUUUCUUUCUGUGUUUCUGAAAUCCCAUGAUGGAUCUCUUAUAAUAAUUUCUGUGGGUAGAAAAUAACUGGUUCAAUAUGUCUUUCAGCUGUUGGUCCCAAGACUGAGUUACCUGACUCUUGUAACGGAUAAAGUUCAACGACAUUUCCAAAGGGCAAUCAGUAAUGAAAGUGUUGAUGAAGUGUGGUUUGAAUAUGAUGGACAGCCAUUGAAAUGGUAGGUGUUUCUAAGAUUCUACCUUAAAGGCGAAAGUGUGUGAAAAAUACAGGCUAGUCAUUACUUCUUAUCUUAUCCGCAGGUCAAUUUGUAUAUGUUUGAUUUGCUUUAGUAUUUCCACCUUAAUAUUAGUUUGCAAGUUUUCCAUACGUUUUCCAAGGUUAACUCAUAAAGAAACUUUGCUAAUCAGUCAAGAGCCUCUAGACUUGCCGAUCAUUUCCUUAAUUCAUCUGACCUUAAUUUUUUAUUCAACCACGAUACUGUCAGGAGAAAUUAGUUGCUGAUCUUUCUUAGGGGUUAACGGUUUUGGACUAAAGGAUUUAUGAAUGGGUGUUAGUGCAGGUAUUCUCACAACAUGGUGAGAAUUUUUCUACCAUAUAAGACAAGGCCAAUUCUCAAGGUUGUUUAAACAGGUCAUUUUUCAAAAGUCAAUUUUUUAGGUGGUUUAACCAGGUCAUGUCUGAAAGGUUAGUUAGAUUUUGUAGAUAUUGCGUGGAAUUAAACCUUUACAUCCUAACAUCAGCAUGCAUAUUCUCCAUACUUUUUCCUAUACAUUUCCUAAGGUGCUGAGAAAGAGAAUUUGUUCAUCAAUCAAGAAAAUCUUUGGUUGGUGAUCAUUUCCUUUAUUCUCAUAACCUGACUGUGUGUUGCAAGGGUUAUACUGUUGGGAGAAAUUACAUGCCAGUCACUCUCAGUGGUUAAAGGGUCAUGAAAAUUUCGGAAUAAAAAAUAAGUCUAGUAAACAAGUUUAACCAUGUUUGUUAUAUGUUUUCAAAUUCAUUUACAAGGAUUUAAGAACCAAUCAAAAGUUGCAUUUUUCUCAAGAUUUGCCUUGCUUUGUAGCUCAUUUGUUAGUGGCACUGAGCUAGUACCGUAUUUACUUGUGUAUAAGUCGAACUUGUGUAUAAGUCGACCCCUCAUUUUCAAGGUCAAAAAUCAAAUUUUUCUUCAUUUCAAGUCAAAGAAGUAACUCUUAUUUUGGAGAAUUUAUUGAAAACACAGGGAAUUAAAAAAAAUGCCGACCAAAAUGUAACCAUAUGCUGUGAAGUUUAUUAGCACUUGUUGAUAUCACCAUGAUUUAAGUAUAUUUGAGCACUUCGAUUUACUGGAGAAGUAUUUUACUAUAUUUUGUGAAUCAUAUUGAAAAUGAAAUCUUGCAUUAAUAUUGCCUUUAUCUUAAUGCUGAGUUUGAAGGAAGAUUAAUUAGACUGAAGGAGAACCAAAGAACUUCGAAGGAUCACACGUAAUAUACAAGACCGUGCGAGCCAGGUCACCAAGCCACUGAAAUCAUUUGAUGAAAACAAAAGUUCAGCACUGUUAACAGCAGCAAAGCUGGAGGCAAAAAUGUCUGCUCUAGAGUCUGGAGACACAAUAAAAAUCAGCUCCAGUAGCUUUUUGUUAAGCCACUUAAAAUUUAUUAUUUCAAACAUUUUUGUUGAGGAAGAAUGUGGUAAAAAGUGACGAAAUUCAAACACGAUUAGAACUGGUUUUAUAAACUUGGUUUUCCCAAUGGACUUCAGGUAAAUUUUAUGCUAAUUUCUUGGAUUGCUCAAAUCAGGUCUGUGUGUAUAAGUUGAGGGUGAUUUUUUGGUCAUAAAAGGUUGACUUAUACACAAGUAAUACAGUAUCUGGAAUGCAUGAGUGUAAUUCUUUUUGAACCCUGAAUUUUUUUCACUGAGUCUUAAUUAUCAAUGAUAAAUUUGCUUGCAGUCAACCAGUGAAUAUUGAUUCAUUAUGUCUUACAUUUCCCAAGAUUUGCCUAGCUUUGUAGCUCAUUUGUUAGUGGCACUGAGCCAGUAUCUGGAAUACACGAGUAUAAUCCCUUUGAACACUAUGUCUUUAUUAUCAAUGAUGAAUUUGCUUGCACUCAACUAGUGAACAUUGAUUCAUUACUUAUUACGUAUAUAUGCUGCUAAUCAGAACAACAAGCGACUUCCUUUUUUCCUUUCUUCCUUUCAAUUGCCCUAAUUGAUCCAGAGGAAUUAAUGGACAAAGUCAUGUGAUCUAUGUUUUACUUCACUUUAGGCACUAUCCUAUUGGUGUCCUGUUUGAUCUACAUGGUUCAUCUGCUUCUUUACCAUGGAAUCUUACAGUUCAUUUCCAGGUAAUUAGCAAAUAUCGAAUUUCCAAAUAGCUGAACUUGGUAAACGUAUUUACAUCACAAACUUAUAAAUUCAUCUUUUUUAUGGUUGAAACCUUAUGGUGUUCCAUGAAGAGGUGGACUCCAAACCUUUGGGUUACAUGCACUGUUAGGAUCAUUGUCUGUGUCUGAGCACCUACCCCUCUCUUAACCCAAGAACAGUUAACCCCCUGAUAACUCGUUAAAGUUGGUUUGGUGUGGGGAGGGGUAGGUGCACAGUUACUCAGCCACUGAUAUUGAUUCCAAUUUUUUUUUUUCUUUCAACAAGUUACAGAGAACUUGGUGCUGAGUUAGGUCUUUAUUUAUAUUAUUACUAGCCAAGGUCAUAUGUGAUAAACUGUCUAUAUACUGUUAGAUAUCAAAAGUGUAAUGUGGAUAAAGAGACUAAUUUGAGAACAAUUUUGAGCUUCUUAAUUAACAAAAGAAAUGUUUCAUUUUUUUCCAAAUCAAGGGAAACUUACAUCUGAUUUGUGGUAUUAACUCAGUCAUUUGAAUUGCUGGAACCUUCAGAGUAUACAAAUGUAAUUACAAUGUACUGGAGACUUUGUACUGAGUUUGUAAUGGAUACUCUAAAAUUCAAUCUGCAGAAAUUUCCAGAAACUGAAGUGAUGAGAUGUCCUGGAAAAGAAGCUAUAGAGUCACAUUUUAUGUCUGCUGUUAAAGAGGUAACUGUUAAGUAAAUGUUUAGUAAUAGUUUAUUAGUUUAGGUAACAAUAUGAAAGAUUUAACCCUUUGCAGCCUAACAUCUGUAUUUAUAUUUUCUAUAACCUUCUUUUUACUGUUUCUUUGUUACUGACAAGGAUAAUUUUCUUAACAGUUGAAGCCUCUUAGGUUGGUGAUCAUUUCCUUUAUUAUCAUGAUCUACGCUAACUUUAAAAAUGAAUGAUUCAACAGUAUUACUGUGUGAAGAAAUUGGAUGCUGGUCACUCUUAGGGUUUUUAGGACAGCUCUGAUCCAUAGUUUUGUUUUCCAUAUUUCUUAUAAACAUUAACAACUAAAUCGGGGUGGUAAACAGUUUUACCCAUAAAUAUGAUUUGGAUAAUUUUGGAUGCAGUCAAUUUUAUUUUUAACAAUUUCUUAUGCCUUGUUAAUGUUUGAAAAUCAUGAACAGAAAGGUUUAGGAUGUUGAUUACCCAAUACAGAUCAUAGUUCUGCAAAUUUGAAAACUUUUGAGGAGAAUAUUUUAUCAAAUAGUUCAUAAUUAUCUGUGAAAAGUAUUUAUUUGUGCAUUCAUUUGGUUAUGUACUUUUCAUUUGCCAGGCAGACAAUUUGAAGCAUAGAUCACAAGUUAUAAACUCAAUGCAGAAGAAAGAUCAUAAGCAACUAUGGCUUGGUUUAAGUAAUGGUGAGUGAAGAAUGUUGUAUUUUGUACAAAAACAUAGUUUUACAAAUCCCAAACACAAGCUCCCUGCAAAAUAUUUGUCCACGUUUGUCACAGUUCUUUUUCUCUACUAGAGGCAGAGAAUUGUUCCUGAGAGAACAAACUCCCCCACUCAGAGGUGAUAAUAUGUAAUAAAGAGAACUGUGUACCAUAUUUACCUGUGAAUAAGUGUUGCAUCUAGGGAUGCAGUACAAUCUUUGAAUAACAGUGUUUUCCAGACAAAUUUGGCUCCUAUUUGUCAGUAUAGGAUGAAAAAGAGUUACUCUGAAAUAAAUUCUGCCUCAAAACAAAUUGCUUAAAUGAAAUUCUAAGUAGUUAGUUGCAAUGGACUGAAACCCCAACUGAUGGGAGUAGCUUUGGUCCUAGAUGCUUAAUGUUAAGGAAAUAGGAUAAACUUCAACCAAAUUAGCCUCCUAGCUUGAAAAUUGACUUGUAAACCUCAUGGGGAACAAAGACUCCAAUUUUGCUGGUUAAAUUCCAAAUAGACUUUAAGAUGUUAUUGUUGACGUAUAAGGCUAUCAAUGGCUUAGCACCUUUUUAUCUCCAGGAACUUAUUAGUCAUAAAAGAAGCAUGUAAUUACAAGUUAUGCUCCAACUGUGAUGGACUGCUACUAAACCCUGUGAAAUUCAAGACUUUAACAAUGUUAGGAGAUCGAUCUUUUGCUGCUGCUGCUCCUUAACUAUAGAAUUCAUUGCCCUAUGCAAUUAGGAGUAUCAGUAGCCCUUCAGUAGCUUCUUUUAAAAAAACACUCAGACAUUUUUAUUUCAGAAAGCUUUUUUGUGAUUUUAUGUACUUUUUAAUCUUGAUUUUAGUAGGUUUUAUGCAGUUUUUUUUUACAAUUUAAGUAGUCUGGGUAAUUUUGAAAUAUUUUUAUUUUUAAGCACUGAUGAAAAUAGCAAUGUUGAUAUCAGCACUAUAUAAGUAUUAUUAUUUUAUCAUUAUAUUUUUAAAUUUCCAUCUCACCUAACAUGUGGCUUCACAGUGCAUUCAUAAGAAACCUUCAACUGCAAUCUAGAAGGAGCAAUUUUAAGCUACAUUCAAUCAUAAUUUUUAGACUUCACCCUUGGUAAUUGCUUUCACUGCACUUAACUUGUGAGAAUCAGUGAGCACAUAUCAUAUGAAUGAUAGUUUGUUUUUAAAUCUAACAGAUAAAUUUGAGCAGUUUUGGGCUGUAAAUCGCCGUCUGAUGGAGAGAACAGGAGAUGAUCCUUACUUCAAACAUAUCCCCUUCAGAAUAUUUCAGGUAAUCUAUUAAAGGCUUUUCCUUGCGUCAGGAUUAUGUCAAUAAAGCGGUCACCCAUUGGGGACACAGAAAACAGUACAAGAGGAUACUUUUUGAUGAACACUUAAAGUACCUUUUAGUGCAAAUAUUUGUGCCUUGGUGAGAUUAGAAUGAUGAUUUAAUUGUUAGAAGCCAAAUAGCAUGCUUAGCUCAUCUUGCCUACUAAAUUUUGCCCUUUUGUAACCCUCAACACCCUAACUGACAUCAGUAUGUGUAUUCUCUACACAUUUCCUAUGGCACUGACAAGGAGAGUUUGUCUAAAAACCAAGAGCUUUCUGAUUUCAGAUAUAUAGAUAAAGAGAUCAAUAGAUGACCUCUAUUUAUACACAAUAAUGUUUUAAAGAUACAAGCUUGUGAGAUUGUGAGAAGAAAGAAGGAAAAUUACAUGUUGUGUAUUAAAUAUUACUUGAAUUCAAAAAUAGAAAAUGUUAUAUAUUGUAACUUCUAAGUAAAAACAAGAUGGGUGUGUAUAAGGCAAGCAGUAGAAGCGGAAAGUAUGUUAAAUUUGAAUUCCUUUAAGUAGUCUGUAGUGAGUAGGUGUUAUUUCCAGAUUAUUGAGACUUGAGUGUCCAACUUCUUGUUCAUAGUCACAAACAGUGUUCCAUAACACAGCACUGCGACAUUUAUUUCAUGUACCGUAAUUUCCGGUCGUUUAUCCGCACGGCCGAUUACCCGCACUGUUGGAUAACCCGCACAUUAUGUUAUUCAACUUAUUGGUGGCGAAAACGUGACAUUAAAGGUGAUACAUUUCAAUCUUUUAGAAGCUGUCUGAUCUAACUUUCGAAAACUUGAAAGCGUCCUUGUUGAGUUUAAAGGUCAAAGAAAUUCAGACGCGUGCACAAUUCUGUGUCAAUAUUAGCAUGUACUUUAUUGAUAAAAUUAUACAGUAAAAACACUAGCGGCCCACGUCCCAAUCUCAACGUUUCAUACUUGACAGAAUGCGAAUUUGUGGCCACAUUUUGUGCGAGCGAUGUUGAUUUGUUGAAAGAAAGCAGGGUGAGUGUUAAAACUUGAAUUAUAAAGUACUGUCGGCGAUUACUGAAAAAGUCGAUAUCUCCGGUUCUAUUGGGCCUAACAAGUCCCUUAAAACGGGAAAAUUCUCUUUAGCUCAAGCUAGUGUUAAAUGGAAAUUUGUUACUAAUGCGCCGGAUAUCUUUGGAUUAUUUUUGUCACCAUCAAGGUUUCGUUUUCACGCGUGCCGAUAGCAAUUUGUUCGUCACGCAACUAAUUAUGCGUGAAAUAAACUCGAGUCGGCAUCAUGUUUUUGUGUCGCUUUGUGGCACUCUUAAUAAAAUUCAUUUGAGAGGUGGAAACGCAUGUUGGUGAUAAGUUUUUUCAAUUCAACUACCGGUAGAUUUUAAAAUUGUCACAUAACCCGCACCUCCCCAUUACCCGCAGUGGCGCGCGUUUAAUGCAAAAUCAACAGAUUACCCGCGGGUAAACGGCCGGAAAUUACGUACCUUGUUUGGAACCUGUGUACCGUUAAAAGGUCAUUUCCCUCAUUUCACAAUCAUUUCUUUUAUUUUCAUGACCUUAAUUUAUGAUUAAAGGGAGAAUUUGCUGGGAUAAUUUAAAUCCCUAUCACUGUUGGGGUGUAAAAGGUUAAAUCAGAACAGAACACUUCUUGAAAUCUCAUAGUAUUAUCCAGCCCAAAAAUAAAGAGAAUACAAACAUACAUGUGUCAGUCAAACUUUCCUUAAUGAAACACCAAAUUCUCUGAACUGAUUUAUAGUGAAAUAUAAGCAUCAGGAAGGGAGUACUGCUAAUUGGAUCUCAGGAGUAUAGGAGUUAAGUCUGCUCCAUUUGAGACUGAGGGUUCCUACUAUUACUGGUAUGAACUGUUACCUCUAGAACUCAAGUGUGGCAGAAGUUAUUAUGGUUUUAUGUUAUGUUUGUUUAUCUUGAAGUGCUGGUGAUUUCCACACAUGCUAAUUGUGUUAUAUAAUUGGGUGCAUUGUAUUUUGCAGCCUGACAAACAGUUUAUCCAGGAGUUGUUCAGACCCCUUAAUGAAAAUGGUAAGUGUCAUCUUCCAUAGAGCUCUGAUUGGAAUGUUUAAGAUUUUUAUCUUCUGUCACUGAAAUACUGCAAAAUUAUUCCCUCAGUCCAUAGCUUAACUACAUUCUCCAUUGUUUCACUUGUACUAAAUACUUGAACCUGUAGAUGUCCUAGGAAUGUAAACUACCCAUGAAGUACUAGAAUGUAAAGGUCUCUAUUGUAGAAAUGUAUGCUCUCACAACUAAAACAAAUUCUCCUCUGUUUGUAUUGAAACCAAAAGAAAAUUUUUCAAUUAGAUAUUAAAAAUUUCAUCUGCAUUCAUUGAUAGGUGAGCAGCACACACUUGGUGAUCUGUUACAUGAGUUUGCUCCUGAGGUGUUUGCUAAUGGCAUUGCAAGGAUAGACAAUGAAUGGAGGAUUGUAAUUCAAGGAAUUGAGCCCCCUCUAGAGACACCUAUACACUGGAUCAGUGAACAUUUUAGUCAUCCUGAUAACUUUUUGUACAUUGUUAUCGUCCGGGUUGUGUAGUGUUAUUGAAGGGGGCAUCUAAACUCAUUUUAUCGUCUUGGAUUGGAAGGGGUAACUCCUAUUGACCACAUUUCAAUCAAGUGUCCCUAAACAACAAUGAUCAUGAUAGCUUAAGAAAGGAAAAUCUAAGAAGCAGUUAAUGAGAACUCAAAGUCAAAACAAGCAUGAUGCCUUUUCCAAAGCUCUCCUGGCCAAAAAAAAGUACCCUUCUUCAGGUAUACUGUACCCUACCUGCAGUAUAUUGUACCCUACCUCCGUUAUACUGCACCCCACUUCCACUAUACUGUACCCUACCUCUGGUAUAUUUGACCCUACCUCUGGUAUACUAUACCCUACCUGCAGUGUAAUGUACCCUAACUCUUGUAUACUGUAACCCACCUCUGAUAUACUGUACCCUACCUGUGGUAUACUGAACACCACAGGUUACCAAGAUAACACUCAUUUGUUUUCUAACUCACAAAAAAUAACUACUCCCAGGCGGUUAUGACGUCCAGGAAAAUUUAAUGAGAGAGAUUUUUUACUCUUCCCUUCUUUGUAUAAAGGAAUUUAUUUUUUUAAUUUAUUGAUAGAACAAUUGUAAAGUAACAGUGACUUUAAAGACAUUUAGAUAUUGAAUGUACGCAAGACUAUCCAUAACAUUCUGGUGUUUUGAUUUAAAGCCCGUGUUCUUCAUAAACCUACUUUUGAAUUCUUCACUUUUGCUCAGAGGUAAACGAAAGUUUUUUUUAUGCACCUCGGGUGCGAAGGAUUCCACGAAGCGUAAAGCUUUCGUUUCGGUUGUAAUCAAAGGCUCUAUGGCUGGUUUUGGAAUGGUGUGUCGGAAAAGACAUCGUGAUGAUAUCCAAGGAGAUCCUGGUAAAAAUGAUUAAAGAGCAAGAGCCAUACCAACGAUUUAUGCAUGAAAAUUCUAACCAAGUGACCUGUCAAUCAUAAGCCACCAAUCAACCGUUGUCAAGAGAAUAUCACCUUAGAGAACUUAUCGAUAGAUAGAUAGAUAG